AUGUCAAAGUUGAAGGCCAAGGGUUCGGCAGCGGAAGACGAUAAGAAACCCUCGAAGAGCGCUCUGAAGAAGGCCGCGAAGAAGGCCGAAAAAGAUGCGAAAAAGAAGGAGUCUGCUGAGAAGAAUCGCGCCGAUGAAGCCGGCAAAGUUGAAGAUGAUUUUGCCAAAGAUAAAUACGGCUCUUUGCCACUGAUUCGCUCAACCGAAAAACCUGAUCGUGUGAUCCUCAAUGUCGAGGAUUUGGAUCAGUCGUACGACGAUAAGGUGGUUUGGGUUCGCGGCCGUCUUCACACUAGCCGGGCUACUGGAAAGCUGUGCUUCUUUGUUCUUCGACAGAAGCAGUACACUAUUCAGUGUGUACUUGCGGCUUCGGAGACUGUGAGCAAACCUAUGGUCAAGUUUGCUGCUUCAAUCAACAAGGAGUCAAUAAUUGACAUUCAGGGAUUGAUCAAGACGGCGCCGGCUAAAAUUGAAAGCUGCACUCAGCAAAACGUCGAAGUCCAUGUGGAAAAAGUUUACGUUGUCAGUAACUCGGAGCCAGUUCUGCCCUUUCAACUUGAGGAUGCGUCCAGGCCUGACAGUGAGGUAAAGGAAGGUGGUGAAGGGGUGGCCAUUCGCGUGAACCAGGACACUCGGCUGGAUAACCGAAUCAUUGACUUGCGAACUACCACUAAUCAGGCAAUUUUCCGCCUGGAGGCUGGUGUUGUCAAAGUUUAUCGCCGAAUUCUUGAAGAACGGGGUUUUGUGGAAAUUCACACCCCAAAGAUUAUCUCUGCUGCCAGUGAAGGUGGAGCCAAUGUGUUUCAAGUGAGCUACUUUAAAGGAAGUGCCUAUUUAGCUCAAUCACCGCAAUUUUACAAACAAAUGGCCAUUGCUGCUGACUUUGAAAAGGUUUUCACUGUUGGAGCCGUUUUCCGGGCUGAAGAUUCAAACACCCAUCGUCACUUGUGUGAGUUUGUUGGUCUUGACUUUGAAAUGGCUUUCAAGUACCACUACCACGAGGUACUUGACAUGAUUGGUGAGCUUUUUGUGGGACUAUUCAAAGGACUGCAAAAAGAGUACGCGAAGGAAAUUGAAACUGUCAAUCGACAGUAUCCUGAAGAGCCGUUUAAGUUUCUGGAACCAUCGCUUCGCAUUGAGUAUUGCGAGGCUGUCAAGCUGCUGCGAGAGCAUGGCGUUACCAUGGGCGAUGAAGAAGAUCUUACUACUGCCAAUGAAAAGUUUCUGGGUAAAAUAAUUAAACAGAAGUACGACACUGACUUUUACAUCCUGGACAAGUUUCCGCUGGCUGUGCGUCCCUUCUACACGAUGCCUGACCCGGGAAACUCGAAAUAUUCUAACUCUUAUGACUUGUUCAUGAGAGGCGAAGAAAUCAUGUCCGGUGCUCAGCGUAUUCACGAUCCCGAGUUCUUGAUUGAGCGUUGCAAGCAUCACAAUAUCGACAUCAGCACAGUUAAGUCGUACAUUGACUCCUUCCGCUACGGAUGUCCUCCUCAUGCUGGCGGUGGAAUUGGUCUUGAGCGUGUGACCAUGCUUUUCUUGGGUUUGGACAACAUUCGCAAGACGUCACUCUUUCCACGUGAUCCAAAACGCCUUACACCCUGA
Molecule: messenger RNA, 1605 nt
Organism: Rhagoletis zephyria (snowberry fruit fly)
Lineage: Eukaryota; Metazoa; Arthropoda; Insecta; Diptera; Tephritidae
Source: RefSeq, a predicted model, not a curated record